Molecule: messenger RNA, 787 nt
Organism: Drosophila gunungcola (fruit fly)
Lineage: Eukaryota; Metazoa; Arthropoda; Insecta; Diptera; Drosophilidae
Exons: 1
Coding region: 78-764 (228 amino acids)
Source: RefSeq, a predicted model, not a curated record
UUACAUUUCACAAUUACAGUAAAAACACUUUAGUUUGAUAUAUUUUGUACCCACAAAAAUUCAAAUCCUAGGUCGACAUGAUCAAUAGAUCCGUUUAUUCUUUUUUCCGCGGACGGGGAUGGCAGUCAUCUGCUGAACUUGAUCUCCUGUUAACCCCACCUGAAGCCCUGCGCCCAGUGCUGUUUUUGUUUUACACCCUGGAAACGGUGUUCAACAUGUUCUGCAUGGGAUAUCACAUAACGGGCAUGGAAACCAUUAGCUGGGAUGGAGAGGGGAUUCAAUAUUUGUACCUGCUAACUUUCCACAUUUUCAUGGUUUGGACCCCCUUCCAGAGCAUCGCGAUUUGCACGGGUGACAGGCCCAGCGUUUGCUUGGAGAUCUGGAAGUCAUUGGCUGGCACUUUUGCCUUCAUCCUGGUAUCGUUGACUACGAUGUGGGAUGCAGAGCGUCAGUUUCAUAUGUUUUUCGAUACCUCUGUCGAGGAGAUAAAGGGUGAAUACAACGCACUCGUUCCCAUCCACCAGUUCUCCUACUACAUGCGGGGUCAGUCCAUUUCCUCGCUGACCUGCGGACUUCUCUACAUGCUCCAUGCCACCAUAAUGAUCGACGUCAAGUUGACCUCGGAUCUGUACAACAGCGGAAAAAGUCCCGGCCCCAUGCCCAUUCCUUUAUUCGUCAUGGGCCCUGUUGUUCACAAUAAGCUGAGUACCUACGAAUGGUUCCAAGAGUUCUGCGGGAGCUACAGCCGAGACAUGCGAGCCUGAAAUUGUAGAUUGAAAGUGUUGAA